UGGAACUCCGUCUUCUAAGAAUAUUCGCAAAAAAUAUUUGCGUAACAGUUUGAUUAUCUAAAACUACAUCAUUACAAAGGUAAGUAAGCAAGCUACAUUUCUAUAUAAAAUUUAUCGUUAAAAAACAUGCACGUAUUAAUGUAAAUUUAAUUUACAUUAAUGUGUUUACAUUUUUAACUGUGGUAGGCUUUUGCAACAUGAUAGAUGUUUCAACAUUCGAUCUGUCUGAGUACGGUUUAAGUCUUCCACAACCAGAACAAUUAAAAUAUUGUGAGAAACUAUCUAGUAUAACUCUCAAGCAAUGCCCAUUCAAAAUACCCCGACAAUAUUGGACGAACACAAAAGAUGACUUAAAGUCUCUAGUGAAGAAAACAGACCGAAAUGAACUAUUCUAUUAUUUAAUCUAUCGGGAGUGUAAACUGGAUGGGAAGCCAAUUGAAAGUGUGAAAAGCUUAGAUUCUCACGUUAAAUUUGUAGAUGGUUACCUGAGAGACUAUUGUGCCACAAAAAUUUCCAAUGGGAUCGUGGUUGUAAAAGGUUUGGUAACACACUCUAUGGCGUACACAAAGCCACCUUUAAAUUGUUGGGUUGCAUUGGAACGGCAAGGAGGGAUUUUGUGUGGACAUUGCGAUUGCAAAGCUGGAUUGGGUGGAUCAUGUUCACAUGUUGGUGUUGUAUUAUGGGGAAUAGUAAAUCUGUCAGAAGAGACAUGUACCAGUACUUUGCAGGGGUGGCAUAACAAGAACCCUACCAAUCAUCCUGAACUUCCUACCACUAUUUCAAGUUUAAAAACCGCUAAGAGAGGUGCAAUCGUUGACAAAAUGUAUGAUGCAGUCACAGACGAGACACUUAACGCAUUGUUGGAAAACCUUAAAAAAGGACCCACCAUGUUGGAUUGCAUAGGUUGAUGGAACCGUUUAGUGCCGACUGUCUUCCUCUUGAAGUGAAAACGCCACUCCCUGAAAGAUUGACUUCACUUUUCGACCAGAGCUGGGCACGUCUUCCGAUUU
Molecule: messenger RNA, 1010 nt
Organism: Daphnia magna
Lineage: Eukaryota; Metazoa; Arthropoda; Branchiopoda; Diplostraca; Daphniidae
Exons: 4
Coding region: 198-908 (236 amino acids)
Source: RefSeq, a predicted model, not a curated record